CAAAGCUCAAGAGUUAGUAUAAUUCGUUAGAAAGCAUUCGAAAAAUAAUAUUUCUUAAACAAAUUAAAAAUGCGGGUUUUAAUUUUUCUGGUUAUUGGAUAUCUGUCGAUUUCAAAAGCUUAUGUUUUGGAAUCAAAUUUUCUUGAACCUAGAAUAAUUAAUGGUACAGAGGCUAAGAAAGGAGAGUUUCCUUAUUUGGUUUCUCUGCAAAGUCGUUAUUUCAAUGAUCACAUUUGCGGAGGAUCUAUUAUAAGCAGUCGAUAUGUAUUAACUGCUGCUCAUUGUGUCAUUUUACAGAGUUCAAGAACAUUGAAAGUUGUGGCAGGUUCAUUAAAACUAAAUGAACCAAAAUCAAUUCAUUAUGUUGAUAGAAUAUAUUUUCAUAAGAAAGUUCAAUAUAAAAGCAAGUCUUGGCAAAAUGAUAUUGCUUUAGUCAGGGUAAUAGAAAGGUUUGUUACAAGUAAAACGAUAAAACCAAUAACCCUACCGAGUGCAAAAAUGGUUAUAAAAAAGAAUCAAAAAGCUGUUAUUUCCGGAUGGGGUCCUCUAAAUCUUUCAGGUCGUAACUCAAAUACUUUACAAAAAGCUAACAUUUUUAUAACUGAGCAAAGCUUGUGCGUAAAUAAGUAUAAGAAAGAAAAUCUGACAAUUUAUGAUUCCCAAAUCUGCGCUUAUGACCCAAAUGUUCAAAGGGGAGCAUGUUUGGGAGAUGCUGGUGGUCCUUUAACUAUAAAUGGAGUUCUUGUAGGUAUUGCCUCAUGGGGACAUAAUUGUGCACAAACAGAUUAUCCUUCAGUUUAUACCAGAGUUACUAAAUAUCUCAGUUGGAUUAAGGCAAAUUCUUAAAUUAGUAAAAAUAAUAUUUGUUCUUUAAAUUUUUAGGAUUUUUGGCUACAUUGUACGUCACGUGACAAUUAAAAUCGUGUAAUGUUAAACUUA
Messenger RNA from Leptopilina heterotoma, 939 nucleotides. RefSeq names its product chymotrypsin-2-like. Gene Ontology annotation, molecular function: serine-type endopeptidase activity. The transcript is spliced from 7 exons. The record is from RefSeq and is a predicted model, not a curated record. NCBI's taxonomy places the organism in Eukaryota, Metazoa, Arthropoda, Insecta, Hymenoptera, Figitidae. The coding region runs from base 70 to 846 and encodes 258 amino acids. Gene Ontology annotation, biological process: proteolysis.